Molecule: messenger RNA, 254 nt
Organism: Drosophila sechellia
Lineage: Eukaryota; Metazoa; Arthropoda; Insecta; Diptera; Drosophilidae
Gene: BomT1
Product: Bomanin Tailed 1
Exons: 2
Coding region: 45-233 (62 amino acids)
Source: RefSeq, a predicted model, not a curated record
AAUUGAGCGAACGCAGUCAUUGAAUCGUCUCAAUUGUCGCAGCGAUGAAGUGCUUUUCGAUUUUUUUUGCGCUACUGGCGCUUAUUUCCUUCGUCGAAUUUGGAUAUGCUCGAACCAUUCCCAGGAUUACCAUACGAAAUGGCGACAUUAUAGUUCAUGGAAAUUGCCAUGGUUGCACAGCACGUGCCUAUCAAUCGGCUCACCUAUCAAUCAAAUUUACUCGAAGAUGGUAAAUGUUGUAUGUGUCAUAUAAA